AUGGUGCCCUGGCGUCCACAGGCGCCGGCCUUGCCUCCGCCCAGUUCCUCCGAUUGCGAAGAUGAGUCGCCUGAGUCACCUGAACGUGAAAGACGGGUCUCCCGCCGAACUUCAGGUUCUUUGCCCUCGGAGCUCCCGGCAGAAUUGAUCCGAGGCGUACCGCUGGAAGUUUGUCUCCAGUGGUGGGGCACCCAUUGGGCCCCCAAUGACAGAGACGACUAUGGCUUGAGCCAACGUAGCGAUUCCAUUGAUUUUUUCUUGAGCCAUGACUGGAAGACAAGCCGAUGGUCCAAGACAUUGGCUUUACUCAUGUUCUUCAACGGCGUACCCGCCGGGCUCGCAACGGUUUGCGCCAGCAUCUUGAGCUUCUGGCUGCUCCUGGAACACGCACUCCCAGGAGGUUGGCCCACAGCCAGCAUCUCAACAUACUGCACCUUUCUGAUGGUCUUCUGCUUCUGGCAGCGCAUCCGGCGCCUCCUCUGCUGCUACGUGCCCACGGUCUUCCUGGAUCGGCUGUGCAUUGCGCAACAUGAUCUUGAGCUCAAGAGGCAAGGGAUCCUUGGACUCGCCGGCUUCUUGGGGAAGUCAAGGCAGCUCGUGAUCCUCUGGACGCCACGCACAUUUAGUCGCCUUUGGUGCACCUUCGAGCUGGCACAAUUCCUGGGGCCUGGAAGUGGAAGGCCUGUUACAAUAGUACCAGUCGCCAUGAUGCAAUUAUUGAUGUCGGUCUUCAUCGCCAACGGGUGCCUUUGGGCAAUGUUUCAUGUUUGGCUAUACAUUGAGGAAUCGGAUUUGAUGGGCCUCAAUUCUAGCAUGAUCUGGAUUGUCUUGCUGGCGUCUGCAUUUCUUGCACCAGUUCUGAUCUUUUGCUGGGUAGUGCAAGUGUCUUUUGGGAUGCAGCACUUGCGAGACCUAUCGGAAUUGGAUUUCCAGAUGCAGAAGUUCAGCAUUCGAAAUUCGGAGUGCGCAUGCUGCACUUUCGGUCACGUGGACCCUGCCGGGAAUCCCAUGCUGUGCGACCGAUCUUUAGUGUACACAACACUGAGGAGAUGGUAUGGAGGUGAUGGAGAGGAUCACCUGGACCGAUUUGACGCUGCUGUUCGUGAGCACGUGAGGGUGUCUGUGAUGGAAGGCCUUGGCUCCGGCAUCCCUCCCGUUCGUUUCAUUCUCGUCGUUGCGGUCGUCUCGCCACUCGGCCUCUUGCCACAAUAUCUCCACAUGGGCCUCAACGGCCUCCAGGCUCAUGGGGGAGUGUCAGAGGACUGGAAAUUCUGGCAGUGGCUUGUGUUUUAUCUGCACGUGCCCUUUGUCACACUCUUCCUCUGCUGGCUUGGCGUCAAUGCCCCCAGGGUCGGCCUAGCCUUGUCUUUGAAAGUGCGCAAGUGGAAGGCUGUAGUGCUAGUGCUGGUCAUGAAGAGCACGUUGCUGGGCUUCUUUUGGAUGCCUAGCUUCUUCGCGAGCUUUCCGAAGACGCCUCUGUCGUAUGCUGGGGUCUUCACGUAUAUGUUUGGAGUGCUUCUUGGCUUGUACUCCUGGCAGUACAGAUCAGCGUUUGCAAAUGCCAUCCGCUGUUGA
This is a messenger RNA of Symbiodinium natans, 1575 nucleotides long. The record is from the annotation of a GenBank genome assembly. NCBI's taxonomy places the organism in Eukaryota, Dinophyceae, Suessiales, Symbiodiniaceae.